Salvia hispanica is the source of this 1639-nucleotide messenger RNA. Its product is annotated as transcription factor bHLH112-like. Gene Ontology annotation, molecular function: RNA polymerase II cis-regulatory region sequence-specific DNA binding; DNA-binding transcription factor activity, RNA polymerase II-specific; protein dimerization activity. The record is from RefSeq and is a predicted model, not a curated record. Gene Ontology annotation, biological process: regulation of transcription by RNA polymerase II. Lineage: Eukaryota; Viridiplantae; Streptophyta; Magnoliopsida; Lamiales; Lamiaceae. Gene Ontology annotation, cellular component: nucleus.
AUUGUCAACCACAUUCCUUAAUCUAUUGCACCAUUUCUUUUGUUUAUUUAUUUUCUUAUUAUCCCAAAUAGAAAAAAUGUAACCUAGCGCGAGCGCACAUAUAUAAUAUAUACAACAAUAUCCAUGAAAAUCCACUUUCACAUUCCAUCAAAAUCAAAACUUGUCAUUUCCUAGUAAGCUACACAAGAGUUGAAGAGAAAGAAGCAAAGUGGAAAUCAAAACUUGAACACAAGAAUCAAAAUCAUGGAAGAGGAAUUCCAAUCGGUAGUUUGUGGAGGAAAUUGGUGGAACUCACCAAGAAAUCUCUUCGCUUCAUCCCCUUGCUCCGUCGCGGUCAACGACUCCGCCUCCGCCUGGCUGAACCCUAAAACCACAAAUUCCAUCAGCGAUGACUCCUCCGCCUCCGACGGCGGCAGCUCCGUCGUCCUCCAAGAAGCUCCCAAACCCCACAACAUGCCGAUUCAUUCAACUUUUCAUACGAUGGCCGACGAAUAUUGGAAUCAAGAUUUGAUCGCAAGAUCACAACAAAAUUAUUCUCACAUGCUUCAACCCAUCAAUAACCAGUUCCAAAAUUCCAUCGAAAACUGCCAACCGCUACCGCCCACCAGUUUUCCACUGAAUACGGCGUCGUAUUCAGCUGAAUACGAUGCCGAUUCUCAGCCUCUGGUGGAAAACUCUUGGUCGCCGCCUCCUAAUUUCUCGUCGCCAAAUUUGAGGCCCUCUUUUCCUAAACAGCAGAUUGCUAACAAUUUUCAGUUCAUCAACAACACUGCUUUCUGGAAUGCCACGGCUGCCUCUUCUGGCGAAGUCCGGGCGAGCUUCCUGCCUUCCUCGAUACCGCAGCUUAUUCCUUCAGCCCUUACCAAACCGAAACGGAAUUAUCAGAGCUUCGCUUCAAAGAAUGCAAGUCGAAAGGCAGCGGAUGCAGACGCUGCGGCGACGAAAGAUGGUAAUGAACCAGCAUUCAAGCGUGUAAGAAUCGAAACUCCAUCGCCAAUGCCAACUUUUAAGGUCCGAAAAGAGAAGCUAGGGGACCGAGUAACUGCGCUCCAGCAAUUGGUUUCACCUUUUGGAAAGACUGAUACUGCGUCAGUUCUCCACGAAGCUAUUGAUUAUAUAAAAUUGCUCCACGAUCAAGUCACUGUACUAAGCACCCCUUAUCUGAAAAAUGGACCGCCACCAUUGCAAUGCCAGCAGGAUCAAGAAGAGACAAUAAAGGACCUAAAGAGUAGGGGCCUUUGCCUCGUGCCGAUUUCAAGCACUUUCCCGGUGGCUACCGAGACCACAGCCGAUUUCUGGACGCCGACAUUCGGGGCAAGCUUCAGGUAGAUGAAGAAAGACAACAAAGAAAAAAAUAAAGAAAGAAAAAAGAGAGGGAAAAAACAAAAUUACAAUAAACAUAGUUGUGAUGAGAUUAAUUAAUUUAAUGGUUUUAGUUGAUUCACGGUCUUGUUGAUGAGGAACAGGAACAAGUGCUAAAUUUAGCUUUAGGUUUGGUUAGUUUUAAUUAGGAGACCUGAUUAUAAGCAUAUAUGUUUAUGCUUUAAUCAGUUUUUUCAGCUGAAUUUAGCAGUUUGUAUGUUGGUAUUGUUCCUGUUUCUAAGUACAAUUCUUUUUAUAUUACGAUAUGGUUCACCGA